Knipowitschia caucasica is the source of this 426-nucleotide messenger RNA. The record is from the annotation of a GenBank genome assembly. NCBI's taxonomy places the organism in Eukaryota, Metazoa, Chordata, Actinopteri, Gobiiformes, Gobiidae.
AUGGGAGCUAUUGCUAACUCCGAAAAGAGGAUUCUGGACCGCAUUGACUCAAAGACAAACACCUUGAACGAUAAGAUUGACACAUUGAGGGAAGAUAUGGUGAAGCAAGAAACCCGUCUGAAAGAUGUCGAGUCCGGCUUGAACGAGUAUUCUGAUCGCACGGUGGAAUUGGAAAGUGAUGUCGGCCAGCUAAAGCUAGAAGUGGCUAGGCUAACUAGCAAGCUGGAUGACCUCGAGGGCCGACAACGCCGCUGCAAUGCCCGCAUAGUGGGAGUGAAGGAGGGGUUUGAGAGCACCGGAAAACCUGCUGAUGUUAUUGCCACAAUGUUGAAAGAUGUUUUGAACUUGGGUUUCACCCCGUUACUAGACCGUGCCCACCGUUUGCGGGAAAUACGGCGCCCGGACGGAGACCCCCCCCCAGAGUAA